Messenger RNA from Camelina sativa (false flax), 1150 nucleotides. The record is from RefSeq and is a predicted model, not a curated record. Lineage: Eukaryota; Viridiplantae; Streptophyta; Magnoliopsida; Brassicales; Brassicaceae.
AAAGCCAAAACCUUUAAUGUCGGAAGCUGACUCAUCCACAUUACGCAACACCAAAACAAUGUCUCUAGCGUCAAUUUUAUGCUAAAUUCAUCAGCCGCUUUAUCAUAAUAAUAAAUCUCGAUACCUUUUUUUUUUUUUUUCCUCCUCUUCAACGGUCCUCAAUAUUCCCAAAAUCCCAACUCAGAUCAUAAAAAAGCUUACUUUUUUUUUUGUUCGUUUCCUUAUCCUUCUGAGAAUCUGGUUCUCAUCGUUGAAAUCGAAAAAAAAAAAAAAUGGGUCGAAUUGGUUUAGUGGUGUCUGAUCUGGUAUUGUCGUUCAUGUGGAUAUGGGCAGGAGUUCUAGUCAACAUAUUAGUCCAUGGAGUUCUCGGGUUUAGCCGGAGCGAUGCGACCGGUGAGAUCGUUCGAUAUCUCUUCUCCAUCAUCUCCAUGUUUGUUUUUGCCUUCCUUCAAAAAGUCAGCAAAGGCGGACUUUAUAAUCCUUUGACCGCUUUGGCUUCUGGUGUCUCCGGUGGCCUCGGACAUUUUAUCUUCACUGUCUUCGUUCGAAUCCCCGUCGAGGUAAUGGGAUCAAUCCUUGCGGUUAAGCAUGUGAUUCACGUUUUCCCUGAGAUUGGGAAAGGACCUAAACUAAACGUAGCAAUUCAUCACGGUGCUUUAACAGAAGGGAUACUAACAUUUUUCAUUGUAAUGCUCUCAAUGGGACUCACAAGAAAAAUCCCUGGGAGUUUCUUUAUGAAGACUUGGAUUGGUAGUCUUGCUAAGUUAACUCUACAUAUUCUUGGCUCUGAUCUUACCGGCGGAUGCAUGAACCCUGCAGCUGUUAUGGGAUGGGCUUAUGCACGCGGUGAGCAUAUAACAAAAGAGCAUUUACUUGUGUAUUGGCUUGGACCUGUGAAGGCUACAUUGCUCGCAGUUUGGUUCUUCAACGUUGUGUUCAAGCCUCUGACUGAAGAACCAGAGAAACCUAAGGCUAAAUCUGAAUGAGGAAUGAGGUCAGCUUUCAUAUUUUAUCCUCCUCUUUGGAUAAAUCUCCUCCACACAAUACAUAGAGGGUGGGAUUGUGUUCCGUUGUUACUCGGGUAUUGUGUGUUUGUAUGUAGCAAACUCAGCUGUAUCAACCUGUUUUAUAAAAUCUGAAUUUUGGUGAA